CUAGUUUCUUACUGCUGUACAGUAGCUACUUAUGGUACACAUCUGAGCUAUAGCUACACUGAUGUUAUGCUACUACCUAGUCUAGACAAGCUAAGUAACGCUGUUAGCCAGGAAGUCUGAAUGAUAGAGGGUGAGCUAGCUAUCUACAGUAGACAACAAUGUCUGAUACAACUACACCAGUGCAGUGUAGUUAGUCAGCCGCUACGUUGGCUCUCUGUUUAAUAGUCAAGAUGAAGUAUAUCGUUAUAUUAUGUAUUGCCUCGCUGGCUCCAUUUUGGGUCAAUUGUGCAGUACAUAAAACCUCAGACAAACCGAAAACUCCUGAGAACGAGGCUCUCAGUUUCAUGCUCUCUGACUUCGAGGUGCUUCCUGUGUCUGGCCUCCAGCAGCACUCUGUUAGGAAGAGGGAUGUCCACACCAGGUCCCAGGUGGAACGCCUGGUCAGCUUCAAGGCACUCCAGAGAAAUUUCCAGCUUUACUUGACCACCAACACAGACCUGUUCACAGAGGACUUCAAAGCAGUUUUUGUAGACAAGCAAGGAAAGGAAAAACCUUAUAAUGUCCAGCUGCAAAACUAUUUCUCUGGACAUGUUGUUGGAGAGGAGCACUCGCGUGUGCAAGCCCACAUAGAUGGGGAUGAGUUCUCAGCCCACAUUCUGACUGAUGAGGCAGAGUACAACUUAGAGCCCCUGUGGAGGUUCACCAAGGCAAGUCCUGACGGCAGGUUGCUGGUGUACCGUUCAGAGGACAUUAAGAACCUGAGCCGCCUUGCCUCUCCAAAGGUGUGUGGUUACGUCCAUGGUGCAGCCCAGGACCUCCUUCCAGAGGGGCCCCGGAUGGCUGCAGAUGCCGAGGAGGAUGAACCCCAUCUGAGAGAGAAGAGGCAGGUCCACAACCACAAGAAGAACACCUGUCCUCUCCUUCUGGUAGCAGACUACCGCUUCUUCAAGCACAUGGGCCGUGGAGAGGAGAGCACCACCCUCAACUACCUGAUUGAGCUGAUUGAUCGUGUGGAUGACAUCUACAGGAACACUACUUGGGAUAACGAGUUUAAAGACUAUGGCGUGCAGAUCCAACAGAUCGUCAUCAACAAGGAGCCGACAAAACCACCAGCAGGCAUGGAGGCCACAAACUGGGUCCACUACAACAUGAAAGACAGCCCUACGAAGGGCAAGGAGGUGUGGGACGUCAAGAAACUCCUGGAGCAAUUCAGCUUAGACAUGGCAGACAAUGCGUCAAAGGUGUGCCUGGCUCAUCUGUUCACCUACCAGGACUUUGACGAGGGGACCCUGGGCCUGGCCUAUGUGGCCCCCUCUAAAGCCAUGGCCCUGGGGGGGCUCUGCCCAAAACCCUACUAUCCAUCUGCCUCCAGCAAGAAGCCCAGUUACCUCAACACUGGUUUGACCAGCACUAAGAACUAUGGAAAGACCAUUCUGACCAAAGAGGCAGACUUGGUGACCACCCAUGAGCUGGGACACAACUUUGGGGCAGAGCAUGACCCUGACAACAUUCCCCACUGCGCCCCAAGCGACGACGACGGGGGCAAAUUUGUCAUGUACCCUAUCGCUGUUAGCGGGGACCACUACAACAACAAGCGGUUCUCAAACUGCAGCAAGACCUCCAUAGGGAAGUCUCUCCGCUUCAAGGCUCCAGUGUGCUUCAGGGAAAGGAACAGCAAGGUGUGCGGGAACUCCCGUGUGGAGGAGGGGGAGGACUGUGACCCCGGCCUGCUCCACCUCAACGACGACCUGUGCUGCUCUGCUGAGUGCAAGUUCAGACGGGACGCUCAGUGCAGUGACAGGAACAGCCCGUGCUGUAAGAGCUGCCAGUUUGAGCAGGCCGGUAAGGUCUGCCAGGAGCCCAUCACUGCCACCUGUAAAGGUCUGUCGCUCUGCACAGGUAACAGCAGCGAGUGCCCGCCCCCCGACGACCUCUCUGACAACACCGUCUGUGUGGACAGUGGCAGAUGUCGGGAGGGGGAGUGUAUCCCCUUCUGCGAGGCCAUGCAGAGCCUGCAGUCCUGUGCCUGCAAUGAGACCAGGGAGUCUUGUAAAGUGUGCUGCCGGGACAAAAUCGGAGCCUGUGUUCCAUUUGUCCAGACCACCAGUGAGUUCCUGUUCUUGCGGAAGGGGAAGCCCUGCACUGAGGGCUUCUGUGACGGGGCGGGUAAAUGCAUGAAGCAAGUCCAGGAUGUGAUCGAGAGGUUGUGGGAUUUCAUCGACAAGCUGGACAUCAAUACAUUUGGGAAGUUCCUGGCUGAUAACAUUGUGGGCUCUGUGGUGGUCUUCUCCCUGGUCUUCUGGAUCCCUCUCAGUAUCCUAGUUCACUGUGUGGACAAGAACCUUGACAAGGAGUAUGAGGAGAACACCAAGACCUUUUUUUUCCCAAGUCAGAUGGUGGAAGUAUGUAGUAGAGCUCCGCCCUCAGAAUGCCGAGCUCUUGAACAACCCAGAGUCGGCGCCCGUGCGCAUCGUCAAGCCUCUUCAGCCUCCCUCCUUCUCCGCCGCCCGGAUCACGCCCUCCUCCCUGCUGCAUCAGCAGCCCCUGAGCGGGGCCCUUCCUCAGGCCAGCAGCAGUACCCCGGUCCCAGGCCUCAGCUGCGGCCCUGCCCCAGCCAGCGCAGGGGCCCUGAAGGUGGAGGCCCUGGCCACCAUCCAGGAGGACCUCAGCAUCGACUCUCACCUGGGAGAGGAGGUGCUGGAGGAAGACUUCCUGUCCGCAGCGCCAGCAGCUGCAGCCGGAUCCUCCUGCGGCACCAAGGCUUCCUACGAGGACCUGACAGAGAACACACCAGCCAGGGACCAGCGGCGGCUCAAGAGACAGGCCUGCGUGGACAGUAAGGAGACAGAAUGCUGAGGUACACACACACACACAGGAUGAACUUUGGGGAACAUGCAUACCAGUGCUCGUAUAUUUCCAUAUUAUGAAUUCUAAAUAGAUGGAUAGUAGAUGGCAUACUCAUACAUUAUCAUAAUGCACACCCACAGGCACUCAGAGGGUGAUACAGGAGUAGUGGAUACACAUAAACCCAGGGGUCAAACAGGAUACCACAGAUGGCAUUAAGAUCCAUUUAGUUGUUCUUGUAGGUCAUUAGGAAAAUCUGAAAUAUGUGACAAUGAUCUAGUGUGGAUACAAACAAUUGUGUGAUGUUUAGAUGAAUAGUUGCAUUUCUCGGAUCUGUGACACACUAAAGAAAUCUUUGGACUGAAUGUAGCAAACAACUGAAAUUGCUGCACUUGUAUUGGUAUUUUCACUGGAAGUUGUAUGGUCCUGUUUUUGUUUUGAAAUCAUGUCUUUGUUGUGGGUCCUUAUGCUGGUCACUCCUGUUUGAUGUGGCCCUGUGAACUGUCAUCUGCAUCCCAAAGUUUUGGACGACUCAAGAUUUAGUAAGCUGAGAAAUCCACACAACUAUCACUAUUUUAUAUAUUCUUGUCAAGUCAUGUUUAUCAUGCACUUUCCAGCAUAGGGUUUACCCAUAUGAAAAUCCUCAUAACUAAGUAGUGCCUUUCUGAAGUUGAGCCUGUAAAUGUUGCAACCAUGCGUCCCUAUGUCUGUAACUGUACUGUAAGCAGUAGAAAAACACUCACAAUCCACACAGCUGAAUAUUCAAAUGGCAAUACUGCACCCAUCUAGCUGGAGUGAUUUCCCAAAAAUUCUGUCCAUAGUUCUAAAUGUAAUUUCCAAUGUACGUAGGCUUGAGGAUAACUUUUGUUUUGAAAGCAUUUGUGCCAACAUACAGUUUGCCAUUGGCUUGAGCUACUCCUUGGUGUCUUUCAUUUUAUUUUGCUAAAUGUUCUAUAUUAGAUGUACAUUUAAUUUGAGUGAAAUAUUCUUCACAGUGGCCAGUUAUCUGGCUUCUUGCCUUGUUUUUAUGUACAGUAAGUACUUAAUAAUCUGGAUCAAUAAAUGCCUUGAUGUUAAUGUG
Molecule: messenger RNA, 3925 nt
Organism: Osmerus eperlanus (European smelt)
Lineage: Eukaryota; Metazoa; Chordata; Actinopteri; Osmeriformes; Osmeridae
Gene: adam17a
Product: ADAM metallopeptidase domain 17a
Exons: 20
Coding region: 231-2840 (869 amino acids)
Biological process (GO): membrane protein ectodomain proteolysis; Notch signaling pathway
Cellular component (GO): plasma membrane
Molecular function (GO): metalloendopeptidase activity
Source: RefSeq, a predicted model, not a curated record